Manihot esculenta (cassava) is the source of this 1474-nucleotide messenger RNA. Its product is annotated as actin. Lineage: Eukaryota; Viridiplantae; Streptophyta; Magnoliopsida; Malpighiales; Euphorbiaceae. The record is from RefSeq and is a predicted model, not a curated record. The transcript has 5 exons. Gene Ontology annotation, cellular component: cytoplasm. The coding region runs from base 133 to 1266 and encodes 377 amino acids.
AUUGCAUCUCGCGCUUCCAUAUAAUGACCCAUUCCAUUUCGUUUUCAGAAGGAAAGGCCUAUUCCGGUGCUCUCUCUCUCUCUCUCUCUCUCUCACAGAUAUUCUCUGCCUCUCCUAAUUAAGGCAUAAAAGAUGGCUGAUGGUGAGGAUAUUCAACCCCUUGUUUGUGACAAUGGAACAGGAAUGGUGAAGGCUGGAUUUGCUGGAGAUGAUGCUCCACGAGCUGUGUUUCCUAGCAUUGUUGGUCGUCCCCGUCACACUGGUGUGAUGGUUGGCAUGGGCCAGAAAGAUGCAUAUGUUGGUGAUGAGGCUCAGUCCAAGCGUGGUAUUUUAACUUUGAAAUACCCAAUUGAACAUGGUAUUGUCAACAACUGGGAUGACAUGGAAAAGAUCUGGCAUCACACCUUCUACAAUGAGCUUCGUGUUGCCCCAGAAGAGCACCCUGUACUUCUAACUGAGGCUCCACUGAACCCUAAGGCUAAUCGUGAGAAGAUGACCCAAAUCAUGUUUGAGACCUUCAAUGCUCCUGCUAUGUAUGUGGCCAUUCAGGCUGUUCUAUCCUUAUAUGCCAGUGGCCGUACAACUGGUAUUGUGUUGGACUCUGGUGAUGGUGUCAGUCACACAGUCCCAAUAUACGAGGGAUAUGCCCUCCCACAUGCUAUCCUUCGCCUUGACCUGGCUGGCCGUGACCUUACUGAUGCCUUGAUGAAAAUUCUCACUGAGCGUGGUUAUUCUUUCACCACAUCAGCUGAACGGGAAAUUGUGAGGGACAUGAAAGAAAAGCUGGCUUACAUUGCUCUUGACUAUGAGCAGGAGCUAGAGACUUCCAAAACUAGCUCAAAUGUAGAGAAGAGCUAUGAAUUGCCUGAUGGACAGGUCAUCACCAUUGGUGCUGAGCGUUUCCGUUGCCCAGAAGUCCUCUUCCAACCAUCCAUGAUUGGGAUGGAAUCUGCAGGCAUUCACGAGACUACUUACAACUCCAUCAUGAAGUGUGAUGUGGACAUCAGGAAGGACUUGUAUGGUAACAUUGUCCUCAGUGGUGGCACAACCAUGUUCCCUGGCAUUGCUGACAGAAUGAGCAAGGAAAUCUCUGCAUUGGCACCAAGUAGCAUGAAAAUCAAAGUGGUUGCACCACCAGAGAGGAAGUACAGUGUCUGGAUUGGUGGCUCCAUCUUAGCUUCCCUCAGCACUUUCCAACAGAUGUGGAUUGCCAAGGCAGAAUAUGAUGAAUCUGGGCCAUCAAUUGUGCAUAGGAAGUGUUUCUAAAUGUUUUGAGAUUAGGAUUGUUGAAGGAAGAGGGGAAAAGAGAAAACUUCUGUUUUGUUUCUUGGGAAGAAGUGGGCAGCUUGCCCACUUUUUUAUUUUAUUUAUUUAUUUCAUCUUCGUUCUUGUAUGUUUACUAUGCUGUUGGAAUGAUAAUUUUGAAAAGGCGAUGAGUUCAUUGCCAAAAUGGCCUGUUCACUAUUCUUUCGUU